Lolium perenne is the source of this 1037-nucleotide messenger RNA. The record is from RefSeq and is a predicted model, not a curated record. NCBI's taxonomy places the organism in Eukaryota, Viridiplantae, Streptophyta, Magnoliopsida, Poales, Poaceae.
CUCUAUCGUACAUUCGGUUUCGCACCUCAGUCACUACGGCGUCGCCCGCGAAAAGAUCCUGCAGAGUCCGAGCAAAAUGGCGAGGGGUCUGAAGAAGCACGUGAAGAGGCUUAAUGCCCCUAAACAUUGUACGCUUGACAAGCUUGGUGGAGCAUUUGCACCCAAACCUUCUUCUGGUCCACACAAAUCUAGGGAGUGUUUGCCCAUGCUUCUUAUCAUCAGGAACAGGUUGAAGUAUGCUCUGAGCUACCGUGAAGUUAAUUCAAUCUUGAUGCAGCGACAUAUCAUGAUUGAUGGGAAGGUCAGGACUGACAAAACAUAUCCUGCUGGGUUCAUGAAUGUUGUAUCAAUCCCAAAGACUGGGGAGAAUUUCCGCCUUCUCUAUGACACCAAGGGCCGCUUCCGUCUCCACAAAAUUAGGGAUGAGGAGGCUAAGUUCAAGCUCUGCAAGGUUCGAUCUGUGCAGUUUGGACAGAAAGGCGUUCCUUCCCUGAACACAUACGACGGCCGCACCAUCCGCUACCCUGACCCUCUCAUCAAAGCCAAUGACACCAUCAAGAUUGAGCUGGAGACCAACAAGAUCGUGGAUUUCAUCAAGUUCGACGUUGGGAACUUCGUGAUGGUGACGGGUGGCAGGAACACCGGGCGCGUCGGGGUGAUCAAGAGCAGGGAGAAGCACCAGGGCAGCUUCGAGACCAUUCACGUCGAGGAUGCACUCGGCCAUCAGUUCGCCACCCGCCUGGCCAACGUAUUCACCGUUGGCAAGGACAAGAAGUCGUUGGUCUCUCUCCCCAAGGGCAAGGGCGUCAAGCUCACGAUCAUUGAAGAGGCAAGGAAGCGCAAUGCUGCAGCUGCUGCUGUGGCUUGACACCUCUCCCCUCCUAGAAUAAAAUGUUUUUACUAUGAGCGAGUUCCUGUUGGAGACAAGCCAUGUUAGUUCCCCAUUUUAUAUUUUCAUUGAACUGUUCUCCCUGAGUUGGUUGCUUUGAGCACUGAAAGUGCUGGAUUAAGAACAUAUUUUUGCCGAUCUUAAAUGU